Echinostoma caproni is the source of this 1074-nucleotide messenger RNA. The record is from the annotation of a GenBank genome assembly. NCBI's taxonomy places the organism in Eukaryota, Metazoa, Platyhelminthes, Trematoda, Plagiorchiida, Echinostomatidae.
AUGCCAUCAUUUUGGGUCAAUAAAGCCCUAGAAAUCAACUUUUCGCAAACACCUCCACUUGCCCAAGAAUUGCGUAAUCUGAACGUAUCUCAACCAGCACAACUUGUCUGUGACCCGCACGAGAACACAAAACGCGUAUUGGAGCAUUACCGUCUCAUGUUUUCCCAUGCGGAAGGGGAUAGCGCAAAUGGCACGACUAGUGUGGAUGAACGAAUAAAAUUUACUCCGCAAAUAUGUGCGGAUAUUUUUGCCCAAUACCAGCUUGGUUUGAGGAGUUUGUGCCUGAAUGUUAAUUCGACACGUCUCUAUGAUCUACUUCAUUCUGACGGAAAAGAUGAGGACAACCGGUUAUGCGCAACAUUCAUCACCGAUCUAGUUCCCAGCAUUUCUCCCGUGCCCAGUUAUUCUCUGGACGUAUACUAUUGGGCUCAGCGACUGGAGUCUUUACACAAACAAGCUAUUUCUUGGGAUGCAACUCAAUUCCCCGUGCUUUUGUGUGGUCUUAACACCAUCGAAUUACCUCUUCCGUCAACGGUUCAAGAAGAAGUUCACGGAAGUGAAGAUGUGCAGUCAGCCGGGGACAAAACCCGAUCAUUUGUACGAAACAGCGCUGGUUUUCCCGAAGUGUACGGUUAUCCACCGAUUUGCGAACCAAAGUCGGGCACAGCACCGUUUCUCACAAUUGCUAGUAAAACAAGAGCUGAUCAAAACAGAACGGGUGAUAAGUGCAGUUUACUCUUGCAAGUUGUGGAAAACCUGAUGACCGGAUACGCACUUGGUUUGGAUCGUGUGCAUCUGUUGAUCAGUUUCAAGGAAAUCAGAGUCCGCGGACCGAGCUUCAUCACCAACGAUCUGCUUGUUUUCCCAAGUCGAGCGGAAUUUUUCAAUCUCGUGAAUCGCUUCAAUGGAUUGCUCGCUGGUAUUCAAUCACAAGCGGCUGACGAUGCUGACUCUGUCAGUGAUUCAACCGCGCGGGCAGAUCAGCGUUCGAAAACCACGGUGAAGAGAACAGAAAAGAGCCAGAACGGUGCACUAAACACUGGCCUUGAUCCAACAACCGAAGUAUGGUCAUGA